AUGCAGCCAGCCAUGCAGCCAUGCACCUGGCAGCCUAAAGCCAAAAGCAAGGGUUCACGCCUGUCAAAGUGGCAACUACUUGCAUACUGCAUCUACCCAUCGCAAGCAUCGCAGACCACAAACACAAUCUCCCUCCCCGCCCGCCAUCUUCUGGCUACAUCGGAUUGCAUUGGGCGCACACCCCAUGUACUAACCUCUCAUCCAGUGCAUACUCCUCACCCGCCCUCUUAG
This is a messenger RNA of Plenodomus lingam JN3, 231 nucleotides long. The record is from RefSeq and is a predicted model, not a curated record. Lineage: Eukaryota; Fungi; Ascomycota; Dothideomycetes; Pleosporales; Leptosphaeriaceae.